CGAGGCCGCGGGCACUCUGUGGAGCGCCGCCUCCUGGGCGUGCCAGGCCUCCGGCGUGCCCCCGCCGCCGGCGCCGGCGCCCCUGCGCGCGCUGGCGCGCAAGCAGGUGGCGUUACUUAAGCACGUGUGGCUCCAGAGCAAGCAAGGUGAUGUGGACUCCGUGUUGGAGGCCAUCGAGAGCUUCGCGCGGACGCAUGAAUGGCUGAAGAUUGCCGGCGGUGACAAGGCGCGGCUGCUGGCGGCCUGCGUCCGGGCAGGCAAACCGCGAGGCCGCCUUCGGUGGCGCUGGCGGACUCGGCACUGGUGGUGUGCAGGCGUCUCCGUGCCCUCGGCGGCGGCGGGCGCAUCAUCUCGUGCGAGCUCGACGCCGCGACGGCCUACGUGGCGCGCGAGGUGCUCGCGUGGGCGGGCGCCGGCGCAGAGGUGAGCGUGCGCGUGGGUCGGGCAGCAGACUGGGCCGCCAGCGGCCAGCUGGGCGAGACCGACCUCCUGGUGCUCGACCACCGAGGAGCGCGGUACCACGAGGAGACCACCCGGUCGCAGACGGCGGCCCCUACACAGCGCGGGGCGGGGUCAGUUCUCGGAUGAUUUUCAGCGGGUGAUUCAGGAACAUAUCCAUAUGAGGCGUUCCAGAAAGUGCCUCGCCUUCGAGGAUCGAAGUAGCUGUCACUUGUUUUCGUUUUACCGAGUCGUAGUGCGUCGUCGUGUUUGUCCCACACCGUGUGCGACAGGUCCUCGUUUGAGGGCAGCGUACCUCGCACGCCUGCGAGCCGCGGCACCGCCUCCCAGGACGAUGGCAGCUGAGAUUGAGCCUGAAACUGCGCUAAGCUUGAGGACAAGUGAGGCAUUUCAGAGAGGGCCUCUCCUUCGAGGAUUGAAUGAGUUGCCAUCUUUUCCUCGGCGGAAGGGCGGCGGAAGCCCGCGGAAGUACAACGAGGCGACAUCCGCCAGCGGAAGCCGGCGGAAGGCCGGCGGAAGGCCGGCGAAGGACCCAACCAUGUGCAAUUGUGAG
This is a messenger RNA of Prorocentrum cordatum, 1012 nucleotides long. The record is from the annotation of a GenBank genome assembly. Lineage: Eukaryota; Dinophyceae; Prorocentrales; Prorocentraceae.